Molecule: messenger RNA, 1776 nt
Organism: Aspergillus campestris IBT 28561
Lineage: Eukaryota; Fungi; Ascomycota; Eurotiomycetes; Eurotiales; Aspergillaceae
Exons: 2
Coding region: 477-1619 (380 amino acids)
Source: RefSeq, a predicted model, not a curated record
UAUAUAAUUCCACUGUGAAUUCCCCAGAUCUGGGGACAAAGAUCAACAGUUACAUCCAAUUACAAUGGAGUAUUUGCCGCCAGUCUCCUCUCGGAGGUAUCAAGCCAUGUGCAGGCCACUAUAUCUCCCCACUCCAGCCAAUCUAGCGCUUUCUCAAGAUGAUUGAUUGCUGGAACAUCCCAGGGAUGCUGCACUCGGCGCAUCACCUACAUUUGAGAGGUUAUUCAAGGGACAGUGAAUGUCUCUUCUACUAUGCAAAACUCUAGACUUUCUGGUCUUGAGCCAGGUAGACUAGUUACCAUCAUCCUAUUCUCUGCUUAUCCAAACCUCCCACCACAGAAAUAAAGGCGCUGACUACCCAGCUUCUGGCGUUGAACACUCCUUCCCAUCUUAACUUCCAUGUUUGCAGGACAACGCACUCUGGUCUUCAUCGUUACCAUUAAGCUAGAAACAAGUGGAUUCUAUAUCCCCCCAGAAUGGCUGAUUUACCUUCCAAGUUGCCCGCUAAUCCCGGGGAGUGGCACAAAGCAGUCAAGGAGCACAACCUUGUUGGCAAGACGGUGCAUACCGCUGAGCUUGCGUCGGCUUCCAAAAUUGAAUUUAGGCAAUUUCUGCUUUUGCGUGUUCUCUGGAAUCCCCGUGUCGGAGCCCACCUGUUCCGCUUGCCACCAGUCCUGAACAAAUAUCAUGCCCAGGCCAAGGAACUACUCGCGACAUCUCAAUCCUGGGCGGACUAUUGCAGUGGCAUCAAGAGCGGCCAAAAUCCAGAGGGCAUCUUUUCAAUUGCCAGGCAUUAUCAAAUAAAAGCGGCUACCGGUGGGGAGAAUAUGAGACCGGACAGCUUCGAUACCCCGGUUGCCAAGCGCACCCGCAGCCACGCGACAAAAAAUCUGGCGGAAGCAUUGAGGGGAUUCCAAAUCGACAAGACGCCAUCCAAGACACCCAUCCCAGUGCCCCAAACACCCAAGAUUGAUUCAUCGUCAGACGAUGAAUCUGACUCGAGAGGCCCGACACCAGCUAUCCUGGUUCCUAAAGAUGUCCAGAAGUUGAUGUAUCCACCUACCAAGGACGAGCAAAUCGUCAAUGCUGCUCUUGUCAUUUUCUUAAACGCUCUGACGAUUCACUUCCCCAUUAUCGAGCGCUGUGAGUGGACUAUGCACAGACAAGCAUUUGUUUCCAUUUUUGAGGAAGCAGAAAGCGAAUCCAGGACCGAUGGGUAUCUCGAUGACGGCAAGGAAAACCCUUAUGCUCUGAUCGAGGUCAAACCUAUUACCAGAACGCUCGCCAGUCAAAGCCGGAUCCAAAUGCAGGAGGGCUCACAGAUGGCCGGCUGGAUCAAAACUGAUACCAACGCAUCUCUGGAGAAGCUGCGAGUUCAUGUUUCCCAAGACCAGCAUGAGAUUUUCAUCACCAUUGCGGAGUACGACAGCGGUUACGUGUCUUAUCUCCGAAAGAAACCCCACAAUAACGAACCCCCGUCGUUCUUGACCAUGUGUCAAUAUGGCCCUUGGAUUACUACGCACGCUGGGCACAUGAAGAAGCUGGGGCCAAUUCUGCUUGCGCUCACGCUCUACGCCGAGGGUGAGGUGCGGAAGACCGAGGCAUCUUUAUCUGACUAGAUGGAUACUCACCUAGUAGAUCGAUUGACUGGAGCAUCUUUAGUAUGCUGUGAGCUUGAAAUGAUGGCUGGAUGGUUUUUCCUGUUUCUUCUUCCGUUUGUCCUUCUGUUUGUGCUUGUGUAUCAUCCAUACCAUGUUGCGAAAAAUACCACUCGGC